Messenger RNA from Durusdinium trenchii, 1926 nucleotides. Lineage: Eukaryota; Dinophyceae; Suessiales; Symbiodiniaceae. The record is from the annotation of a GenBank genome assembly.
AUGCCAUCUGUGGCGAAAGCUUUGACUACGCUUGCUGCAGCUACCCGUGCUCUCCACCCUGUGCUUCAUGGCUAUGGCCACUCAGGGUCGCAUCCCUACGAAGGAGGAAUUGGAGUCAGCUCCAAGCACUGGGACGCCGGCAAGCCGCUCGACGACUUCGACUACAAGUUCCAAGCCUCAGCGGAAGUCCCGAAAGGACAGAACCCCGACUCCAGAGAAGUACGACCUGACCAGAACCACUGGUCCUCCAGCCGACGAUCCAAGGAGCUGCGGAUUUCCUACACCCCAGCCUUCGGGGCAACAGCACUGCACCGACAAGCAGGUCCACUACCUGCGGAUGUCACCACGACCAUCGAGCAGCUCGAGCCCCAGAAGAUCAAGGAGGAUCCCAUGUACCGCGAGCAGCUCAAUGCCAAGUCGGUGGGCUACAAAGGGGCCGAGGAUUCGUUGCAUCGCCGCUUGAAGGAGAUCGAAGAGUCCAAGAAGAAGAAUCCACCGCGGCAACGACCAGGUGCAGCGAAGGACACCGAGAUGCCAUCGGUCCAUGCCUCUUCGGCUCAAAAGGGAGCUCAGGUGACACCAGAGCAGAAGAAGUCCACCAAGAGGGAGAACGACCAGACUCCAGAGCACGAGGAAUGGUCCUUGGUGAAGGAGCCGGAUUCGCCCGAGCAGGACGAUGAGAAGUACCAGAAUGGUCGAUGUGGCUUCUUGACUGAUAGUCAGCGGACGCAGCUAUGCCUCUGUGCGGAGGAGUUCCUGGAAGAAGCUCAUUCGGCAUGGCAAGACAUCCUUCCUCCCGAAGAUGGCAUUGACCUCAUGGAGAUCUGCUGCCCCCCGGACUCGAGAUUGACUCAGACCUUCCUGGACCGUGGACGCAAGGCUAUAAGAGUUGGUUUGCCAGCUCACAACAUCGCCACCUCCAAGGGAGUUCAAGAGAUCAAGAACAUGAUCACUCGUUGGAAGCCAAAGCUGACAUGGUUUUCUUUGCCCUGCGGACCUUUCUCUCCCAUCCAGGAGCUCUUCAACGAGAAAGAUGACUUGGCCAAGGCCAAAAGCAUGGAGAGAAAGCAGAAGGCGAAGAAGAUGAUCAAGAAUGGUCUUGAUAUCGCCACUCAUCAACUUCAACAAGGCCGUGAUGUGGCUUGGGAGUGGCCCUCGAACAAUCGAGGAUGGAAUCUUCAGCUGGUUCGCCAAUUUUGGAGCCGGCUUGAACAGACAGGUGAUCUUCAUUGUGGACACGCCAACGGAUGCGCCUUUGGCUUGCGGGAAGAGAAGUCAGGUCUUCCCAUCCGAAAGCCCUGGCUGAUCAAAACGACCUCCAAAGUGGUGGCUCGAGCAGUUUCACGAACAUGUCCUGGCACAGCAGUUCAUCCACAUCAUCAUGAAUGCAUUGGAGGUUCAGUGGCUCGCAACUCAGGCUUCUACCCUUCGGCUUUGUGCGAUGUGAUCUUCAAGGCCAUCAAAGAGAUGAAUAUGGCUGAAGCCAAUGGUGUGAUCCCAGCCUGCGCCUAUCCCGUCUUUGGCACAGGUGACAUGGAGCUAGAGAAACCCAAGAAGACCUAUGAGCCCCUGAAUGAGAAGGAGAAGCGUGGUGUCCUCCAGAUGCUUGAACGUUUGCACAAAAAGACAGGUCACCCAUCCAAUGCUGCUUUGAGCUCAUGCCUACGACAUCGAGGUGCUCACCCAGAGGUCAUCCAGCUUGCAAGCAAGCACAUGUGCCCUGAAUGUCAGGAACUACGCUCACAACCAGCUCGAGAAGAUCGAGGGCUAUUCACCAUUUCAGUGGGCAUUUGGCAGACAGCCGACUGUCAGUUGGUCCAGAAAGUGGUGCACCUACAACGCCGCGACCUCGGAGAAGCUCUUCAGUGCCUAGGCUUGAACGGGCCCCAGAAGAUGCCCAGCGGACCCCAGAAGAUGUCCGAAUGA